Molecule: messenger RNA, 2509 nt
Organism: Mandrillus leucophaeus (drill)
Lineage: Eukaryota; Metazoa; Chordata; Mammalia; Primates; Cercopithecidae
Gene: NKD1
Product: naked cuticle homolog 1 (Drosophila)
Exons: 9
Coding region: 1-1560 (519 amino acids)
Biological process (GO): negative regulation of Wnt signaling pathway
Cellular component (GO): cytoplasm
Molecular function (GO): calcium ion binding
Source: RefSeq, a predicted model, not a curated record
AUGGACGCGGGGGACACCGCGGCCGCAGCAGAACGGCCCAGCCCACCAGGUCUUAUGACCAGGGCCACCCCCAAGCCCCAGUUCCGGCCACCGGCUCCCCAAGCCCGCUCCCGGAGCAGCCUUCGCGCCCCCUCCUCUGUCCCUUCUACCCGCUCCCCGCGGUCCUGCGCUACCACCGCUGACCCUCAACCCCUCCCCCUCCCGCGUGACAGCUUCGCCGUGAGCGCUGCCUGGGCUCGGAAGGGCAUCGAGGAGUGGAUCGGGAGACAGCGCUGCCCGGGCGGUGUCUCAGGACCCCGACAGCUGCGGUUGGCGGGCACCAUAGGCCGAGGCACCCGGGAGCUCGUGGGCGACGUGUUGAGAGACACGCUCAGCGAGGAAGAGGAGGACGACUUCCGGCUGGAAGUGGCCCUGCCUCCUGAGAAGACCGACGGGCUGGGCAGCGGAGAUGAGAAGAAGAUGGAGAGAGUGAGCGAACCCUGCCCAGGCUCCAAGAAGCAGCUGAAGUUUGAAGAGCUCCAGUGCGAUGUGUCUGUGGAGGAGGACAGCCGGCAGGAGUGGACCUUCACCCUGUACGACUUUGACAACAACGGCAAGGUCACCCGAGAGGACAUCACCAGCUUGCUGCACACCAUCUAUGAGGUGGUGGACUCCUCUGUCAACCACUCCCCGACAUCCAGCAAGAUGCUGCGGGUAAAGCUCACUGUGGCCCCCGAGGGCAGCCAGAGCAAGAGGAGCAUCCUUGUCAAUCAGGCCGACCUGCAGAGCACAAGGCCCCGAGCAGAGACCAAGCCCACUGAGGAGCUGCGGAGCUGGGAGAAGAAGCAGCGAGCCCCGCUCAGGUUCCAGGGUGACAGCCGCCUGGAGCAGUCUGGCUGCUACCACCAUUGCGUAGAUGAGAACAUCGAGAGGAGAAACCACUACUUAGAUCUCGCCGGGAUAGAAAACUACACGUCCCAGUUUGGGCCUGGCUCCCCUUCCGUGGCCCAGAAGUCAGAACUGCCCCCCCGCACCUCCAAUCCCACUCGGUCUCGCUCCCAUGAGCCGGAAGCCAUCCACGUCCCACACCGAAAGCCCCAAGGCGUGGACCCGGGCUCCUUCCACUUCCUUGACACCCCAAUCGCCAAGGUCUCAGAGCUCCAGCAACGGCUCCGGGGCACCCAGGACGGGAGCAAGCACUUUGUGAGGUCCCCCAAGGUCCAGGGCAAGAGCGUGGGUGUGGGCCACGUGGCCAGAGGGGCAAGAAACAAGCCCCCUCUGGGACCCGCCUUCCCUGCGGUGUCCCCCUCCGCCCACCUGGCCGCCAGCCCGGCCCUCCUCCCCUCCCUAGCCCCCCUCGGGCACAAGAAGCACAAGCACCGAGCCAAGGAGAGCCAGCAGGGCUGCCGGGGCCUACAGGCACCGCUGGCCUCGGGUGGCCCCAUCCUGGGGCGGGAGCACCUGCGGGAGCUGCCCGCCGUGGUGGUAUAUGAGAGCCAGGCCGGGCAGCCGGUCCAGAGACAUGAGCACCACCACCACCACGAACAUCACCACCAUUACCACCACUUCUACCAGACAUAGAGCCCCUCCCCAGGGCCCCACCCUGCCGUAUGAAGGACCCCACCCCCGACACCCCAAGGCAUUAUUAUUCUAUUAAUUAUUGUUAUUAUGACGAUUAUUGUUAUUAAUAAUUAUUGUUACUCCACUAAUAUUUAGCUAGCCUUCAUGUAGAAGAUCUAUGGAAACACAGAACUAAACUUUUAUUUAUAUGUUGUGGGGACUGCAUAACUAGCCCAGGAAAUGACUCUGGUUUGGAGUGGCCUGUAAUGGACAGAGGCUCCCUGGAGGCUCAGGAGCUGCAGCAUCUGUGCGGAUCAGCCCACACCCUUCCCAGAGCCGGGGAGCCCUCAGCCCCAACUCUGCCCCACCCCAGCCUCUUCCAGGAGAGCACCCUUACCUGGCCCAGCUUCCAGAGACCCUUGAAAUCUCCGAGAAGAUAAACAGCUGCUACCUCUUAGUAUUAUUCUGAUUUUAUUUUGCCCUUAACUGAUUGUAAUGUGCUACAAGGGAUUUCAGUGGACUGCAGAGUGCGAACGUCUUGCUGUUGUGUUUUUAUGUCCCAACCUAGAAACCUUAGCUGUCUUUUCUGGAGUUGUCUUUCAUGCUUUUCCAGUGGGAUCAAGCCCUUUUCCCCAAAGCAGUCCCAUCUCUUCUGCCAUGCACAACAUGAAAAUCCACUUCUCUUCCUUCUCCUCCUUCUCUCUCCUUUACAGCGAUACAUACACAUAUUUAAGGACUAUCCCUGAGACCAUCCUUCUCAUUUUGGAAACUGCUAGGGAGGGAACCAACCACUUAAACAAGUGUCGUUUUCCAAGAUCCGGGCAAUUGUGUGCUGUUGGUUGUGGGGGAGGAUGUGGCAGAUAUAUACGUACCUACACAAUUCUCUAACAGCGCUUUCUGUAUCUAUAGAUAGAUGCCAUCUGUCCAUUUCUAUGUAUCUUUCUAUAAAUAUACACUCUCAGGUAUCUUU